Pocillopora damicornis (cauliflower coral) is the source of this 2309-nucleotide messenger RNA. Its product is annotated as 26S proteasome non-ATPase regulatory subunit 5. NCBI's taxonomy places the organism in Eukaryota, Metazoa, Cnidaria, Anthozoa, Scleractinia, Pocilloporidae. The record is from RefSeq and is a predicted model, not a curated record. Gene Ontology annotation, cellular component: cytosol. Gene Ontology annotation, biological process: proteasome assembly.
CGAGCCAAGAUGGCUGCCGAGAAGUGUGCGAAGAUUGUGCAGAGACUCUCAAAUACGUCAGGCGAAGAGUUAAUGAUAACUUUACAAGAUCUUAGUGCCCUUCUUAACAGCUCAUCUUUUGGUACUCGUGAGAUAGCGCCUCAUAUCCCAGCUCGUUCGUUGUUUGGCUGUUUCAGUACAACCAACGAAGAGCAAAUUUCACUGUGCAAAGGGAUAUUGAACAAAUUACUAUCUGUAGAGAAGGCAGACGCAAUUAUAACUCAGUACCACGAUUUCGUCAUCGAAGGUUUGAAUCAUCCACAGUUUGAGGUCCGCGAGUUUUGCUUGGGUGAGCUGGAAAGAUGCUCUGCAACUGUUAACGGCCUUCUCGCUAUUUUGGACAAUGUGGAUAUCCUGGUUUACACCACUCGUGCGCUGAGCAACGAGAGCCUUGCUUGCGUCAAGUUGGCCUCAAAUACGCUUAUCAACACUGCAAAACAUGAAUCCGGCCUGGAGAUUUUGUUUGAACAUCAGAUUCAGAGUGAAAUCGAGGAGCUUCUAACGAAAAAAGAUGUUAUCCGGUUCAGAGUGUAUGAGCUUUUUGUGGCUAUCCAACGUCUCUCCGAAAAAGCGUUUAAAUUAUGCAGAAAAUCAGGUGUUUUGGAGAAAUUGGCAAAAGAGCUUGAUGGAGAUGAUAUUUUGCUCAGAUUGAACAGCAUUGAGCUUUUGACGCAACUUGCAGAUUCAGGAACAAAUGGGCUCAUGUUUGUUGAAGAAAGUGGCAUAGCAAAUAAGCUGAACAAUUUAUUGAUUACUGCUGAAGUAGAUCCACUGAUCUCUUUGAUGUUACCAAGUAUUAUCAGAUUCUUUGGUUAUCUGGCUCAGUCCAGACCAGCAGAAGUGAUUCAGCAGUAUCCAGCCUUUUUGGAAAAUGUCAUCUCCUUCCUAACAGCUGCAGAUCCAUCUCUUAAACUGAUUGCCAUAGAAACAGUUGGUGCUGUGUCACAUUCAGAAGCAGGUCUGCAAGUAGUAUUUGAUGACAAGAGCCGCAUUCAUGAGAUCAUGAAAGUCUUGUGCACAAACAUCACUUCUUCCCAAGCUGAUGUGAAGGCUCGUUCCUUGGAAACUCUGGCCUUGAUUUUUCACUCCACUCAAGUUCCUUCUGAGGAUUUGUCAGCUUUGACAAGAUUGCUCUUUAUUGCUAUGACAUCUAAUCCACUUCAGGAACUGAUGGAAAUUUCUAAACAACCUUUUCAAGAUGUUCACUAUGCUGUGUUGAAAGUGUUUAGAAGUCUUGCCAAAUACCGAUGGGCACAAGAAAACAUGACCACUUGCCCAGGUUUCCUUGAAUACCUUUUAGACAGGAAGACAGAAACAGACAAGACUGGCAAGGAACUGAAGUAUGAGUUUAUAGCAGAACUUGUUCAUUCUCCAUUCUCUAAGGAAGUGUUUGACAAGCCCAUUCAUUUACGACUGCGGGAAUAUGAACGUGAGGGGCCAUUCUAUGUUCAAGCCGAGGCAGCUGUAGCAUUUGAAGGAGCAGACUGAAACUACUUUGCUGUGGUUGUAGUUCAUGUUUGGUCACCGUAAUUGUACUGUAAUCUACAAAAAUUAGUUACAUUUGGAUCAAGUUAGUUCAAAUUAUUCCAACCAUAACACUAAGGGUUUUUCUUAAAGAGUGUUAGAAGGUGUUUUAGACUGUGCUAGUCAUAAAGUAAUGCUAGUAAUUCGAGUUCUCCUGUCUUUUCCAUUCUGAUGUAUGGAAGGAACUUUGGCAAAGGAAACUUUGACCUCUCAUGUAUUUUAAACCCAAAAAAGGCUAUUGCCUAGAUUAUUUAGGUAAAGGAUGCGAAGGAAUUCUUUUUGUUUAUUAAUUUUUGAAAAUGUGAUAAUUGAAUAAAGACAAAUUGUAGCCUGAACAAAGUAGCCUGUGUACAUACAAGUCCUUUAUUGGACGAGGAGAGUAAAUUUGCACAUGGUAUAGUGUCUGCAUCAAAGUGGGGAAAGCUUACUAAGCGUUUCACAGUAGAAAUUAGAGAUCUUUAUUAGUUUUGAUAAAAAUGCAUUUUUACUAUUUCAACUUAAUGUUCGUUAAAAGGGAACUUUGUAAUUUCUGAUUUUAUCUAUUGAAAAUUUUUCAUGGCUUUCUAACAACCGAUGAUGAUGUUCCCGUUAACUUGAAGAAUGUAGAAUUUAUAUUGCAGCUCAUAGCAUUAAGAACACACCUAAAAACUUUCCCAUGCUUUGCCUAUAAAUUACUUGUUUUUUGUGAAUACAUUACAUUGAUAGUUUUUGCUCAUUUCUCAAUUAAUAAAAAUCAGAACAACCAG